GCCACUGCUGCCGCCGCCAUGGCCCAGUACAAGGGCGCUGCGAGCGAGGCGGGCCGCGCCAUGCACCUGAUGAAGAAGCGGGAGAAGCAGCGUGAGCAGAUGGAGCAAAUGAAGCAGCGCAUCGCCGAGGAGAAUAUCAUGAAAUCCAAUAUUGACAAGAAGUUCUCGGCGCAUUACGAUGCUGUGGAAGCGGAGCUCAAGUCCAGCACCGUGGGUCUCGUGACCCUGAACGAUAUGAAGGCUAAGCAGGAGGCGCUGGUGAAGGAGCGCGAGAAGCAGCUGGCCAAGAAGGAACAGUCCAAGGAGCUGCAGCUGAAGCUGGAGAAGCUGCGAGAGAAGGAGCACAAAAAGGAGGCCAAACGCAAGAUUUCCAGCCUGUCCUUCACCCUGGAAGAGGAAGAAAAGGGAGCCAAGGAUGAAGAGGACAUGGUCAUGGAUGAGGAGAAGCUGGAAAAGGAAGAGGUCGCCACCAAGAAAAGGAAGUUGGGAAAGAACCCAGAUGUGGACACGAGCUUCCUGCCGGACCGAGACCGUGAGGAGGAAGAGAACCGGCUCCGAGAAGAGCUGCGGCGGGAGUGGGAAGCCAAGCAGGAGAAGAUCAAGAGUGAGGAGAUCGAGAUCACCUUCAGUUAUUGGGAUGGUUCCGGACACCGGCGGAUGGUCAAGAUGAAGAAAGGCAACACGAUGCAGCAGUUCCUGCAGAAGGCUCUGGAAAUUCUGCGCAAAGACUUCAGUGAGGUCAGGUCGGCUGGGGUGGAGCAGCUCAUGUACAUCAAGGAGGAUUUGAUCAUCCCUCACCACCUCAGUUUCUAUGACUUCAUCAUCACCAAGGCCAGAGGGAAAAGCGGGCCACUCUUCAAUUUCGACGUCCACGAUGACGUGCGGCUGCUCAGCGAUGCCACUGUGGAGAAGGAUGAGUCACACACGGGCAAGGUGGUACUGCGGAGCUGGUAUGAGAAGAACAAGCACAUCUUCCCAGCCAGCCGCUGGGAGCCCUACGACCCCGAGAAGAAGUGGGACAAGUACACGAUCCGGUGAACGCCGUGGAGGCAGCACGCCUGGGUUCUUCCAGGUUCAGCCCUGUGUCCCCAGGACCCGAGGCGUCUCCCUCUCCUGAGCCAAGGUGUGUGGGGAGCCCGGGACGGUGGUCACGGUCGCUGCUCAUCACCUGUCAUCUGCUGCUUUUUUCUUUUACAAUAAAGAAACUCAUGGCAGAGCCGGGGCACCUGCCCCGAGAGAAAGUGUAUUCUGUGUAAAAAACAACAACAACAAAAAAAAAGUGUGUAAUGGAGGUAAAAGUCCUGUGACAGAGAAUCCAUCGUUUGAGCCAGUUUAAAGUGUACACCAUUGAGCACAUUUAUAAGGUUGUGCAACUGUCACUGCUGUCUAGUUCCAGAACAUUUUCCUCACUCCAGGAUGAGGCCCCUGGCAACCCGGAUCUGCUUUCUGUCCUGUGGAUCGGCCUGUUCUGGAAGUUUCUGAGAAAUGGGGUCAUCUGGUGUUUGGCCUCGUGUCUGGUUGUGGGGAUUGGAAGGGACUGUGAGUGUGGUGGAAGGGGGGGAGCACUUCCUGGGAGCACACAUGUGGGUGCCAUCUGCUCCAGGCCCUCAGCUCCCUUCUGCCCCCCAGCAGCCCCUUCUCUAGGGGGUCACUGCUAUCCUGGGAGGGGGCUCCCAGCCCCCCUACCUUCCUCCCACAGCAAUGGAAACACCUCAGGUCCCAUCCCAGUUUCUCUUGCCAGGCCCAAGACUGGAGGCUGCUGGGAGUCACGGCCCUGGGCCACCCCCUACUCAGACCGCCCCAGGACUGGUCCCUUUUGCUGUCCCUGGAUGGAACCCGGUGGACUCCUGGCCCCUGCCCUCUGCCAUCCGGCAGACAGCUCACCCCUUUCCCCUUGGGGGACCUGAAGCAGGCAGGCCCCUGUGCUCCCCAGGAGAGAGGGACACCCCUGCUGGAGGGGAGCUGAGAACCCGAAUGGGACUUUUCUUGGGUUCCCAGGAGCCCCUGAUGUGAACCCCUUCCUGCCUUUUGAGAAGCCGCAAAAGAGCAGCCCUUUGGGAAACAUGCUCCUUGAGGACCCGUCUUGAACCUUGGCUGGAAGAAGAGCUGGUGCCUGGAAACAGCCCUCAGUCCCUGGGAGGAAACGGUUAGGGGGCCCGGCACCCAUCUAGAAGGCCAAGCUGGAGGAGCGUGGAAGGGGCAAGCUUCCUUCAGACCUGUUGGCAGGGCCAGGGCUGUCUUGCGCACCCGACCCCACAUGGGGAGGUCAGCGCCAGCCUGAGUUCCCACCAAGGAAGAAGGGCAGCAGUCUUCGAGCCCCAGGGGCCCUUCCUUGGGAACUUGGAUCCACACAAAUCUGGGGUUCACAGGACAGCUUGGGAGGCUUGGGGGCAAUACAUAAAACCCAAGGUGGCAAGACGUCGGGGCCUUCCUGGCAUGGAAUGAUGGGAGGUCAGCCAUUCCGACACAGGGGCGGGGCCUCCCAGGCCAGGGGAACAGCCAGUGCGAGGGCACUGAGGCAGGACUGAGGUUGGCCAGUGGGAGGUGAGCUUUUUGGGUGCCCCAAGCCUCGCCCACAGGCUGCUGUCACACCACCGUGGGGACUCCAGCCAGUCCGAGGUGCAGACGUGGUCUCACAGGGUCGGUU
Messenger RNA from Choloepus didactylus (southern two-toed sloth), 2647 nucleotides. RefSeq names its product family with sequence similarity 50 member A (gene FAM50A). The record is from RefSeq and is a predicted model, not a curated record. NCBI's taxonomy places the organism in Eukaryota, Metazoa, Chordata, Mammalia, Pilosa, Megalonychidae. Gene Ontology annotation, cellular component: nucleus. Gene Ontology annotation, biological process: chromatin organization. The transcript has 13 exons. Bases 19 to 1038 code for a protein of 339 amino acids.